CUCCAGGAAGGGGUGGAGUCGAGGUGAGAGGGUGAAACGCUUAAAUGAAGAAUGGGUUUUGGAAUUUGGGGGCGCUGAAGAAAUAGGGCCUUUUAGCCUGCGGGCCCAGGCAGUCGACACCGUGGAGCCCGGGCAGACCUGGAACCUACCGCUGAAUAAAUCCAGUCCAGGGUGCGGCGACUCACUGGCUUCAUGGGGUCCAAGCAGCCGCUGGGGUCUUCGCUGUCUCGCGAGGAGGGUGAAACGCCCCGGCCUGCUCCUGCUGCUGAAGGUAGGCGGCGAAGUCGCCGGGUACGCCUCCGCGGAUCCUGCCGCCACCGACCCAGCUUUUUGGGCCGUCGGGAGCUUGCUACGAAUGCCCCAGCCGGGUCUGCGCCGGCAUCUUCCGAGAUAAUGGCAUCAGCUGCUAAGGAAUUUAAAAUGGACAACUUUUCACCUAAAGCUGGCACUAGCAAAUUGCAACAGACAGUACCAGCUGAUGCAUCUCCCGAUUCUAAGUGUCCUAUAUGCUUGGAUAGAUUUGAUAAUGUAUCUUACUUAGAUCGCUGCUUACAUAAGUUCUGUUUUCGCUGUGUACAGGAGUGGUCAAAAAACAAAGCUGAAUGUCCAUUAUGUAAGCAGCCUUUUGAUUCUAUUUUCCAUUCUGUGAGGGCAGAAGAUGACUUCAAGGAGUAUGUCCUAAGGCCUUCAUACAAUGGUUCUUUUGCCACACCUGAUGGUCGACGAUUUCGCCGUAGUCUAAAUGCUGUUUAUGUACCUAGCAGUACCAUGAAUAGAAGAACAACAACUCCACCAGAUAGUGGAGUACUAUUUGAAGGGUUAGGCAUUUCGACAAGAUCUAGAGAUGUUGAGAUGCCUCAGUUUAUGAGACAGAUUGCAGUAAGGAGGCCAACUACUACAGAUGAAAGAUCUUUGCGGAAAAUUCAAGAACAAGAUAUUAUUAAUUUUAGACGAACUCUCUAUCGUGCUGGUGCUCGAGUUAGAAAUGUUGAAGAUGGUGGCCGCUAUCGGGAUAUUUCAGCUGAAUUUUUUCGUAGAAAUCCAGCUUGCCUGCACAGAUUAGUCCCAUGGUUAAAACGGGAACUUACAGUUCUUUUUGGAGCUCACGGAUCUUUAGUAAAUAUUGUCCAGCACAUCAUCAUGAGUAAUGUUACUCGCUAUGAUUUGGAGAGUCAGGCAUUUGUAUCUGAUCUAAGACCAUUUUUACUUAAUCGAACUGAGCAUUUUAUACAUGAAUUUAUCAGUUUUGCCCGCUCUCCGUUUAACAUGGCAGCCUUUGACCAGCAUGCCAAUUAUGAUUGCCCUGCUCCUGCAUAUGAAGAAGGCAGCCAUUCUGAUUCUUCAGUCAUAACAAUCUCUCCAGAUGAGGCUGAGACCCAGGAGUUAGAUGUUAAUGUAGCCACUGUUAGUCAGGCACCAUGGGAUGAUGAAACUCCAGGACCAUCUUACUCAAGCUCAGAGCAGGUACAUGUCGCUAUGUCUUCCCUUUUAAAUACUUCUGACAGUUCAGAUGAAGAACUUGCCACAGGCAGAGCUACAUCUCAGAUACAAGGAUUACAAACCAAUGAGGACUUAAAUAAUGACAGUGAUUCUUCGUCAGAUAAUUGUGUCAUUGUUGGUUUUGUUAAACCACUAGCUGAGAGGACCCCAGAACUUGUUGAACUGUCCUCUGAUUCUGAGGAAAUAGGCACUUAUGAGAAAGUAGAGACAGUGAAGACACAGGAACAAGACCAGUCUUACAGUUCUGAUGAUAGUGGUGACAGUAGAUGUUCAUCUCCACACUCUGUCCUUGGAAAGGAUGAGCAAACAAAUAAAGGUCAUUGUGAUGCUGAUACAAGAAUCAAAUCAAAGAAGGAAGAAAAACGAUCUACAUCAUUGUCAUCCUCCAGAGAUCUAAGCUCAUCUAUGAGAGGAGACAGAGUAUAUUCUCCAUAUAACCGUAGACACAGGAAGAGGGGAAGAUCAAGAAGUUCAGAUUCACGUUCCCAGAGUAGAAGUGGGUAUGAUCAGAGGAAUCACAGAAAGCAUCAUGGGAAGAAAAGAAUGAAAAGCAAAAGAUCCAGAAGCAGGGAAAGUAGACCAAGGGGAAGAAGAGACAAAAAGAGAUCAAGAACUAGAGAUAGCAGCUGGUCAAGAAGAAGCCAAACUCUGUCCCUAAGUAGUGAAAGUACAAGCAGAUCAAGGUCUCGUAGUAGUGAUCAUGGUAAAAGAUCACGGAGCAGAAACAGAGAUCGAUAUUAUUUAAGAAAUAAUUAUGGAAGCAGAUACAAGUGGGAGUAUACUUAUUAUAGUAGAAACAAAGAGAGGGAUGGCUAUGAAUCAUCUUACAGGAGGAGGACUCUGUCCAGAGCUCAUUAUUCUAGACAAUCUUCAAGUCCAGAAUUUAGAAUUCAGUCCUUUUCUGAAAGAACAAAUGCUAGGAAGAAAACUAAUCACAGUGAAAGGAAAUACUACUACUAUGAGAGGCACAGAUCAAGGAGCCUGUCUAGUAACAGAUCAAGGACUGCAUCUACAGGGCCUGAGCGAGUGAGAAAUGAAAAACCUGGAGGAAAACGAAAAUAUAAAACACGGCAUUUGGAGGGUACCAAUGAAGUGGCUCAACCAUCGCAUGAAUUUACUUCUAAGGUAAAGGCCAGUCAUUACCAAAAAUCUUCAUCAAAAUUGGAUGGAAACUAUAAAAACGAGAGUGACAGUUUUUCAGACAGCCGAUCAUCAGACAGAGAUACAAAACACAAGAGGAGAAAAAGGACCCGGAGCCUAAGUGUAGAGAUAGUUUAUGAAGGAAGAGCUACUGAUACAAGCAAACAUCAUAAAAAGAAAAAGAAGAAACACAAGAAGAAGCAUAAGAAACACCAUGGAGAUAAUACUUCACGUUCCCCAGUUGUAAUUACCAUUGACAGUGAUAGUGAUAAGAAUUCUGAAGUAAAAGAAGAUGCAGAAUGUGACAACAAUGGACCUCAAGAACCUUUGCAAAAUGAGUUCUUGGCUCCUUCCUUGGAACCGUUUGAAACUAAAGACAUAGUUACAAUAGAAGACGAAUUUGGUGUCCUGGAUAAGGAGUGUGAUAUUACCACACUUACUAACAAUUUCAGUGAUGCCAACAAAACUGUAGAUCAUAUUCCACUCCCUGCAGCUUCAGUUGAACAGACUCUCGAUGUAAGAGAAGAGAGCACCUUUACCUCUGAUUUGGAGAACCAGCCUGAUAAUGUUGUGUCUAUUCAGACUGAGCCAACAAGGCAAUUGCCAUCUCCACGGACAUUAACGUCAGUGUUUCUUGGUAGAGACUGAGAUAUAGCUGAAAACUGCCAAAGCAUUUCAUUGAGAAUUCUGGUGGUAUAAAAAGGACAAAAAGGAACAAUGUCAUCAAUUACAGUCUAUUUAAAGAUGACUUUUGUUGAAAAUGUUUUUUCCCCUUAAAAUAUUUUAAGUGAUUUUUUUUUGGUGUUAAUUUGUAAAAAAUAUUAUUUGUUCAAAAAGUAUGUAUGUCCCACCCUCAGAGAUAUGCACUUUUAAGUGAAGAAAGUGAUAUUGUUAGCAGUUUAUUUAAAACUUGGGAUCUUUUUAAAUAAAAAUAUAAAUUUUAGAAGUUAUUUCAUAAAGCCAUAUGGUAUUGACAUAUUUUUGAGGUAACCAAUGAG
Molecule: messenger RNA, 3638 nt
Organism: Otolemur garnettii (small-eared galago)
Lineage: Eukaryota; Metazoa; Chordata; Mammalia; Primates; Galagidae
Gene: TOPORS
Product: TOP1 binding arginine/serine rich protein
Exons: 3
Coding region: 193-3288 (1031 amino acids)
Biological process (GO): protein monoubiquitination; protein polyubiquitination
Molecular function (GO): ubiquitin protein ligase activity; metal ion binding
Source: RefSeq, a predicted model, not a curated record